GAGGAGGCAGGAAGGGACGCGAACGGCGCGCCGGCGGCGGGCUCGGCUCAGAGGCCGCGGAGACCCGCGCGGAGCCCAAAGUUUGCGCGCAGCGCCCCCCCCCCCACCCCCCCUUUUCGGGCGGCGGCGCGCGGGGGGCCGGGACCGCCCUGCGCGCCGCCCUCGCCCCGGCCGCGCCGAGGGUCGCCGGCGGCCACGCGGAGGCGGCCGGGAGCGGCGCCGCGGCAGCUUUGGAGCCGGGCAUGAGGCUGAACCGGAGCAGGGAGCUGUGGGGAGCGGGAGCCCCGCGACCGUGACCGGCACCUGGUUCUCACCUGGCUCCUUGUGGUCGAGCCGAGGCGGCUGCCAAACCAGCGGAGCCGGAGCGAGCCCCUGACAGGACCAGGUGGAGCAGACACCCCCCGUCAGCCCACGAGACCUGGCAGGACCUGGCUUCCCAGCGCAGCCUGACCGGCUCACCAAUCACCAGGCUGAGGUCCUUCCCGGAGAGGAAAAUUCUUUUCCCGUGUCGUAUUUGCUUCACGGUGCUGAACACAACCGCCUUCGCAGACCCGAGAGAAGCUUCGGUGCCAUCUAGAUGCUCCCUUGCAACAACACGCGACAACACGGCAGGACACAGUCCAAGAAAGAAGGAAAAUUUCCACUCUCGCUGGGUCGUGUUCACCCAGCAUCAGAUUCCAGCUCUUGAAUUUCAAGGAUGACGUAGACCUGGAAGCCCUGGUGAACGAUGUGAGCGCAUCCCUGGAGAGUCUGUACCCGGCCUGUAGCAUGCAGUCAGAGACGGUGCCCCUGCUCCAGAAUGGCCAGCACGCCCGCAGCCAGCCGCCACCCUCAGGAACAAGGUCCCUCCAGCCGCAGGCGUCCCCGCGACUGCAGGUGCAGCGCUCACAGCCUGUGCACAUCCUCGCUGUCAGACGCCUGCAGGAAGAAGGUGAACAGUUCAGAACGUCGUCUCUGCCGGCCAUCCCCAACCCUUUCCCCGAGCUCUGCGGCCCCGGGAGCCCCCCGCUGCUGACGAGGGGCUCCUUACCUCCCAGCCAGGCGGCUGCAAAACAGGAUGUUAAAAUCUUUAGCGAAGAUGGGACGAGCAAAGUGGUGGAGAUUCUGGCAGACAUGACGGCCAGAGACCUGUGCCAGCUGCUGGUUUACAGAAGUCACUGUGUGGACGACAACAGCUGGACGCUAGUGGAGCACCACCCGCAUCUGGGACUAGAAAGAUACCUGGAAGACCACGAGCUGGUGGUCCAGGUGGAGAGCACCCUGGCAAGUGACAGCAAAUUUUUAUUUAGGAAGAAUUACGCAAAAUACGAGUUUUUCAAAAAUCCUACGAAUUUCUUCCCAGAACAGAUGGUUACUUGGUGCCAGCAGCCCAACGGCGGUCACAACCAGCUGUUGCAGAACUUUCUCAACUGCAGUAGCUGUCCUGAAAUUCAGGGGUUUUUGCACGUGAAGGAUCUGGGGAAGAAGUCGUGGCGAAAGUUGUACGUGUGUUUGCGGAGAUCGGGCCUCUACUGCUCCACUAAAGGAGUGUCAAAGGAGCCCAGACACCUGCAGCUGCUGGCGGGCUUGGAGGACAGCAGCAUAUUCUCCCUGAUCGCCGGCAGGAAGCAGUACUGUGCCCCCACGGACUAUGGCUUCUGCAUAAAGCCCAACAAAGUCAGGAGCGAGACGAAGGAGCUGCGGCUGCUGUGUGCCGAGGACGAACAGGGCAGAACUUGCUGGAUGACGGCGUGCAGGCUCCUCAAGUACGGGAUGCUCCUGUACCAGAACUACAGGAUCCCGCCACAGAGGAAGCCCCUGCUCCCCUCCUUCUCAACGCCAGUGCGCAGCGUCUCUGAGAACUCCCUCGUGGCCAUGGAUUUUUCCGGGCAAACAGGAAGAGUGAUCGAGAACCCGGCCGAAGCCCAGAGUGCAGCCCUGGAGGAAGGCCACGCCUGGAGGAAACGGAGCACACGGAUGAAUAUCCUCAGCAGCCAAAGCCCCCUCCAGCCGUCCACCCUGAGUACGGUGAUUCAUCGGACACAGCACUGGUUUCACGGCCACAUCUCCAGGGAGGAGUCACACAGGAUCAUUAAGCAGCAGGGGCUGGUGGACGGGCUUUUUCUCCUCCGAGACAGCCAGAGCAAUCCAAAGGCUUUUGUGCUCACGCUGUGUCAUCAUCAGAAAAUUAAAAAUUUCCAGAUCCUUCCUUGCGAGGAUGACGGGCAGAUCUACUUCAGCCUUGACGACGGGAACACCAAGUUCUCCGACCUGAUCCAGCUCGUGGACUUCUACCAGCUCAACAAAGGAGUCCUGCCUUGCAAACUGAGGCACCACUGCAUCCGCGUGGCCUUAUGACCUCACACUGACUCUCGGCGGAGCCUGGAGGAAGCUGACACUGGAACGAGGGAAGGGAUGUACGUCUCGAAGAGCACACGUCUGUUGUUCUGCACCCUGGGGAGGGCGGGGGGUGGGGGGUGGGUCCGUCGGGGCCGGCCGCCCGGGAAGGACCGGUCGCUGGACUGGACGGUGAUUUGCUGCUGCGGAGCCGGCAGGAGCGUCUCCCUCCGCACCGGCGAGAUCAGGGAGGCGCCGGAGAGCAGAUGCAGGUGGGAGAGGAAACCGGAGCGAUGGUCUCGGCUGGGCCACGUCGGAACCAGAACCGGAGACGAGUAAUUGGAAGUGAACUCUUGCCCUGGAAUAAUCUUGACAAUUAAAACUGAUAUGUUUA
Molecule: messenger RNA, 2710 nt
Organism: Prionailurus viverrinus (fishing cat)
Lineage: Eukaryota; Metazoa; Chordata; Mammalia; Carnivora; Felidae
Gene: GRB10
Product: growth factor receptor bound protein 10
Exons: 18
Coding region: 769-2337 (522 amino acids)
Biological process (GO): negative regulation of insulin receptor signaling pathway; negative regulation of Wnt signaling pathway; insulin receptor signaling pathway
Molecular function (GO): insulin receptor binding
Source: RefSeq, a predicted model, not a curated record